GGGGCAUGCCUGUGUAACCGCUCCUCUCUGCAUUCCUCAGAUUCUUAUUCUGCUGGAGACUGGAGUGAAGACGGGGUCUGAGGUCCCUGGUGGAGGAAGGAGGCGAGGAGGAGGAGGAGAAGGAGGUUUCCCUUGGCCUCUAAGCUGCGAAACCGGAAAACCAAAGCAUGUCACAGGUGAUAGAAUCCCACGUGUUGCGUGUUGGACAGACUGUGUGUAUUUCCUCACCGGAGGAGAGCGAGAGCCUGCGCCCGCCGGGGUACCCGGGCUGCUCCGUGCUGCCGGCCAAGUACGUCUACUACUCCACAGAGGCCUGGACUGAUCCCCACUCCAUGGUGCGUCCCAAGGCUCCCCUGCUCCCCAGCACCAGAGCGUACGGAGCCCAGCCCGUGUCGGAGCACCUGGCUGCUCACACACAGGGGAAGAACCAGCAGAAUUCCUCCUUGGAGAGAGCCCCUGCCCCGCGCCAGCUGAGCGGGGAGGAGAACACCCGCACGGAGCCCGAGGUUCAGCCCAUGUCUCCCUCCCUGGACAUAACCAUAGAGACCCUCAACCAGAUGAUCCUAGAGAUCGAUCCGACCUUCCAGCCGCUGCCGUGCAGGCCGGUGGAGGAUGCAGCCCAGCCUGCUCAGGGCGGCACUGCAGCCACCGAGAAGCCGGACCCGGAGGCAGUAGACAUCAAGUACAUAGAGCUGACACUGGGCAGAGCCACGGGGCCCGACCAGCCACGGGGCACCCCCAGCCCUUCGGGCACCCCCUUCUCCAGAUCCCCCCAGGCCAACAGCUUCCUGCCCCAAAAAGGGGUGCUCGGAGGCAAAUACAGCACCAGUGACAGCGUGGUUUUCUCCAGCCCACCCGGACCCUCCAGCCCACAGUCGGCCGCCCUGAGCUGCAGCACCAGCAUGCCCUGGCAGUGCCUGGCAGGACACACGGACACAGUCUCCCACAGCCCCGGGGCCCUUAGCACCUCCCCAGGUGCUGACAAUCUGCUGAAGCCCUUGCAGGUGUUGAGGGCCCGGCAGAGGGGCAGUUGGGUGUCCCAGCUCUCCACGAGCCCUGGCUCUGACACCAGCUACAUCCUGGGCAGCAGCACCCACUCGCUCCACAACGAGGACUCGGAUGCUUCGGCCACUGCCUCCCCGUCCCCCAUCAGCUCCCUGGGAAGCCCCUGCUCUCCUUCCUCUGCCAUCGUGUCUCACUCCAGGGAGGCUUUUGGCCAGAGCCCCGCACAGCCCCGGGCAGGCAGCUCCCCCAGCACCUCCCUGGGCCAGAAGGGCCAGGCCAGCAGCUGCCCCCCCUCCAUCCUCACCUCCGCUGCCGACAUCCCGGUGCUGCUGGUGAACGGGUGCCUGGAACAAGGGGAUGGACCCCCUCGGCUGGCCAAAGCCCCCCCCAGCUGUGGCACACAGCCCCCUGUGCCCGGCUGCAGCCCAGCCUUGAGGCUCGGUGGCCUGAACAAUGCGCUGUCAGCGCCAGCACUCAGCUGCCUCUCGGACAGUCCCCUGAAGGCAGGGCAGCCCACCAUGAAGUUUGUGAUGGACACUUCAAAAUACUGGUUCAAGCCAAGCAUCAGCAGGGACCGAGGUGAGGCAGGAAAGGCUCCACGGGUGUGA
Molecule: messenger RNA, 1613 nt
Organism: Cyanistes caeruleus (blue tit)
Lineage: Eukaryota; Metazoa; Chordata; Aves; Passeriformes; Paridae
Source: RefSeq, a predicted model, not a curated record